AUGCAUAAACUUCCUGCAGAAACAUCCAUCUUCUCUGCCGAAGCUUGGGCGCUGCUUGAAGCCAUAGGAAUUAUCGAAGAACUUCACUGGAUCAAUUCCGUCAUUUUCACCGACUCACUAAGCGUGCUUCAAGCUAUCUCGCAAUACAAUCACAAGGCCGACAACCACAUUAUAUACAAACUUAAACAUAAGCUCUUUCUUCUAGAUAAAUUAAACUUCAACCUGACACUAUGCUGGGUCCCGGCACAUAAAGGAAUUCCAGGAAACGAAAACGCAGAUCAAGCUGCCAAAAUUGCGUCCCGUCAAGGAUUCAUUCCCCCGUUCCGCAUUCCAUACGCGGACUAUUUUGCCGAGAUCAACUGUAAUACUACCAACAAAUUCAGAGCUUAUCUGGAAGAAGCGGCACAAGUUAACGGCACCCAACAUGCUUCUUUAUACCAACAUACUCUUUAUAAGCGCCCUUGGUUUCAUCGCAAACCUCUUGACAGAGAAGAAAUAGUAAUAAUCAACCGACUCAGAAGCAACCACUACAACUUAAAAUACAGCUUAUUCAGAAAAAACAUGUCAGACUCACCGAAUUGCCCCUGUGGGGAAGGUCGGCAGGACGCCAAUCAUAUCAUUUUUUAUUGUCCUAUUACCAUUCCGAAAUCAUCUAAUCUCAGACAAUACCUUAAAGAUAAAUAUCCUUCAUUCCAAAUCAACAUCUUUUCUAUCCUUGGCUACCCUACUACUAAACUAUGUCGCCUCAUAUUUCAUCACUUUCAUAUUUCAAGUCGUGUGAACUCAACAUUUGAACCCUCCCGCCUCGUGCACAAGCACGAGUUCACGUCUCCGACGCGAUUCAAGGGGAGGGCGCUCAAUGCUCACUUUAAGUAG
Solenopsis invicta (red fire ant) is the source of this 876-nucleotide messenger RNA. RefSeq lists its product as uncharacterized. The record is from RefSeq and is a predicted model, not a curated record. The transcript has a single exon. Gene Ontology annotation, molecular function: nucleic acid binding; RNA-DNA hybrid ribonuclease activity. The coding region runs from base 1 to 876 and encodes 291 amino acids. Lineage: Eukaryota; Metazoa; Arthropoda; Insecta; Hymenoptera; Formicidae.